AUGGCUCUUCCUCCCGAGCAAAUUAACAUCAAGCGCCGCCGCGAAGAGGAACCGGUGGAAACACUUUAUAUACAAUCUUCGUUGCACCAGACUAAGCGUCGUUUCACGGAUUUUGUCUUUCAGAGAGUCACCAUCAGCAGUAAAGAUGCUGUCCAAGAAUCAGAGUCCGAUUCUCCGGCUCCAGUCCACCCGGCUACCCAGAGACUGCUGCGUAGUCCUCGGUCUGUGAGCAGCCUGCAUGUGCCCCAUCGCCGCACUGCACCGGUCACCUCUUCUAGUGGUGUCCCUUUGGUUCGGGCUACUUCACCCGGCGCCGAGAUCCGCGAAGCCCAGCGCAUGGCUGCUGCAAAGAAGGAAGCCGAGGAGAAGCGCAGACGAGCGCUGCAACCUCCGCAGGCUGGACCCGAAACUGCCACUCAUGCGAACAUCUCAUCGGUAGUCGAUCUAGCAGAGCAAGAUGUAGCCUCUAGAACGUCCUCGCCGAGCCGUACGAGUUCUUUGCGCCGAUUUCAGAUCUCUCGGUCCAGCAGCACAAGCCUGGGCUCUCUUCGCGGUUUCAAUGGCGGCAUUCAGAAGCGUCGGGCAGAUGGCGCGACGCCAGGCGUUGCUGUUUUGGUUGAACAGCUGCGGCGCCAACCACACUCUCGACAAGCAUCGAUGGUGGCCGACCUGGUCGAACAGACACGUACAGAGGGACAGGACAUCACUAUUAAGUCAGUAGAGCGACCAGCAUCGCCAGUCAAGCCCAGAAAGCGUCCCGUUGUGAAUCAAGCCGAAAAACGGUGGCGUGAAGAACGCAAAAGCGUAAUCACGGCCGCAAAGCACCACCUCUCCCAGACGCUGGAGAAAUCUGCGAACGCCCACCAGAGCACUUGGGAUGAAGAAUCAGAACGUCUCGCGAAGGAAUUUGAACAGGUCGCCUUGGAGAUUGAACAAGACAUGGAAAUUGAUGCUCACGAGACAGAAGUUACCUCAGCCCCUCCGAAUUUCCAGCGCAAACCUGUCUCUCCCCCGAAGCCGAUGAAAUAUCAGCCUCGACCACCGAGGCAGCCCUAUGUUGCGGCACAGCAGUCCUCAAGAGAUCGUGUAGAGGUUCAAAUGGGAGACGUUGGCCCUGGCGCGGACCCGGCGGUGGCGGACGACAGCGAGGAUGAUUACGUCUACGACGUGUAUAUUCGGCGUCCCUUGGCCGAAAGUGAUAUGCUUACAAACCCAUUGGCCGAGUUCGAGUCCGAGCAACAAAUGAAGCAGUUUGAGGCGUCCAAUCGGGGCAUUGGUGUCAUCGUGAUCACUGCAGAGGACGAAGAAUAUUGGGAGCACUUUGUUGAGGAUGACGAAGAGGAGUGGGAUAGUGAGGAUGCUGACUCGAAUGCCGAGAAUAAUCCCGCCAAUGACUAUCCAGAUGAGGAACUCUCUUCCUCGGAUGAAGAUGACGAUCCCUCUGCCAUAUAUGCGAAGUAUCGACGUCAUGGGGCAUCUGACGAUGAGGAGUUUGAUUUCGACGACUCUGACAGCGAAGGCGCCCGGUAUGGAUCUGGAUUUGGAUAUGGGCAACGAUAUGGCAGGGAUGUGGAUUCUGAUGGCGAUAGCGUCUGA
Penicillium macrosclerotiorum is the source of this 1596-nucleotide messenger RNA. RefSeq names its product Iwr1 domain-containing protein. Gene Ontology annotation, cellular component: cytoplasm. The transcript is spliced from 3 exons. NCBI's taxonomy places the organism in Eukaryota, Fungi, Ascomycota, Eurotiomycetes, Eurotiales, Aspergillaceae. The coding region runs from base 1 to 1596 and encodes 531 amino acids. Gene Ontology annotation, biological process: protein import into nucleus. The record is from RefSeq and is a predicted model, not a curated record.